AUGGUGGAGAGUGAUUUAUUGAAUGGAGACAUUCCCGAGCACGAGUUAAAUUCAGAAGAUGAUAACAAUUUAGAGAUGCAAACAUCCUUAGAUGACCAAACGAAAGCUAGUGUUUCUAACACUUCCAUGGACCAGGAGGAAUGUACAAAUAAGAGGAUUAGACAUGAAGAAGAACAAACCGAAAAAUGGGAGAAAGCUGUUAAAAAAUCUAAGAAACGGAAUAUACCUAACAUGGAUUCAACAUCUGGACAAGCAAAAAGUCUCACGGAAAUAUGCAUAACGUGCAAGAACGCAUUACCUAAACGUUUUGCAUUAUCUAAGUUAUUUCGUGACCACGAUGUUGCGAACGUGUCCAAGGUCAAAUAUAUUAAUCCAUUCAAAGUGUUGGUACAAUUUGACAAAGAGGAAAGCGCGGAACGGUUUCUAUUAAACAAAGUGUUUGUCGAGAAGUAUGGAUGGAGGAGCUUGCGUACCUACGAAGUUGGUUUAUCAUACGGUAUCGUGCGAGACAUUGACCUUGGCCUUGAGGAAAAAGAAAUAAUGGAGAAUAUGAUAAGCGAUGUUGAAAUAGUAUCUAUUAAGAGAUUAAAUAAGAGGAAUACAGAGGAGUCUGGAUGGGUCGAGAGUGAGCUGAAAUUCAUAAUCCACCAUCAUUGUCUCCCGCUAAUCAAGAUCAGCGAAAACCACGACGAGUGCGGCGGCGUUUAA
Leguminivora glycinivorella is the source of this 708-nucleotide messenger RNA. RefSeq lists its product as uncharacterized. Bases 1 to 708 code for a protein of 235 amino acids. The transcript has 2 exons. NCBI's taxonomy places the organism in Eukaryota, Metazoa, Arthropoda, Insecta, Lepidoptera, Tortricidae. The record is from RefSeq and is a predicted model, not a curated record.